GUCGUGACGUCACAUUCUUGCGAUAAGUUAGACGAGACUUGUGACGUCGGCUUAGCUUUGAGGCAGGAGUCAAGGAGCUGGCUUCUAAAGGGUUUGCGGGACGUUUAAGCAGAGAUCCGGGACUGUGGCAUUUGAAGCAGCACUAUCGGAAUCAUUUGACUUGUUAUUGCCUGAAAAUAUUGCCAAGAUAACAGCGAUCGUAAAAACAUCACUGCUAUAGGCAGGACUAUUCAACUAUUUAAAGAUCCACAAGUCAGAAUAAGACCUGACGGCUUGGGUUAAAAAUGUCAAAAAACAAGUCAAAGUCCAGGUCAAUAUCUUCCCGCUCCAUGUCCAGAUCACGCUCCCGAUCCUUCUCAAAGUCUCGUUCCCGUUCAAGGUCUCUGUCACACUCGAGAAAACGCAGACACAGUUCUAGGUCUCGCUCAAGAUCUUACUCUCCUAGUUAUAACAGAGAGCGGAAUCACCCUAGAGUUUACCAAAACCGGGAUUUCCGUGGCCACAACAGAGGAUACCGGAGGCCAUACUAUUUUAGAGGCCGAGGAAGAGGGUUUUACCCGAGAGGCCAGCAUAACCGUGGGGGGUAUGGAAACUAUCGCCCUAACUGGCAGAAUUACAACCGUCAACCCUACAGCCCACGCAGAGGUCGAUCUCGAUCCCGCUCACCAAAGCGGAGAUCUGGAUCUCCAAGGUCACGGAGUCGUUCCAGGAAUUCAGACAAAUCCUCCUCAGAUCGAUCAAGGUCUUCUUCAUCAAGAUCUUCUUCCAACCAUAGCAGGGUGGAAGUUUCUAAGCGCAAGUCUAAGAAGGAGAAAAAAAGUCAUUCCAAGGACCAGAGAGGGUCUGCACAGGCUGUAGAUGAUGACUCAAAAGAACAGUCUGGAUCUGGAGGACCAGACACAAGCAGCAAAACAGAGGGGUCCAAGGCAUGGCAAGAUAUGGAAGCUUAUGAUACAAGCCCAGUUCCACAAGAUAGCCCUGCAGAGCGUGCCCCAACAGUCAAAAGCUCUGUCCAGUCUGUGGUGGUUAGGCGUUGCUCACCAAGACCUAGCCCUGUACAGAAGCCCAGUCCACCCUCCCCUUCUGUCCUGCAGGGCAGUGGAGCAUAUAGGGCUUCUUCUCGCCAGAGUCCUUUUGAUCAUAGUUUGAGCCCCCCACGAAAGAGUCCUCUUACUAAGAGCCCACCAUUGGGUGCUUUAUAUGGUAAUCAAAAGGAAGAGGGCAGGUCUGGAGAGAUGUCAGCACCAAUAGGAACAGGUUAUAAAAGGUUUAUGGAAGAACAGAAAAAUAAGGCUGCUGAACUAGAGAAAGAAAAUAAAGAAAAGGAAAAGCUGUCUAGUUUGGAGAGAAUGAAGGAUCGUAACAGUCCUACAGAUUUUGCAAUGAACGAGCUAGAGAAGGCUUAUCGGAAAAGCCAGUCCCCAAAACGUUUCAAAAUGCGAGAGGGAUUGGAGAAGUUGAAACUGGCAGAGCUGCGUUUCGCCAAAGAGGAAGUGGAACAGGAGAAGAAAGGUCGCUCCAGAAAGGAUUCAGACAGUGACUCCAAAAACCAAGACCCAUAUGACCCUGCCAAAUGGGAAGAGUUGUCCUUCAUACCAUCUGCUAAAGAAAAACGCAGGAAAUCGGAAGAUAUGGAUGAUGAUCCUUAUAUGGAAAGACCCAAAAAGGAAGAUAAGGCAUCAAAGAAAGGGGAAUCUGCUCAUAAAGGCUUUCUCCCAGAAAAGAAUUUCAAGGUGACCGGUUUUAAGUCUGUAAAGGAGAGGAGUGAGUCACCUCCAGUCAUAAAGCCUGCUGAAGUUAGGGACAAGGAGAAAAUGUCUGCUAAGGAAGAACUGGCAUUCACAAAAUCAACUUUCUGUAUAAGUCGGGAAGCUGGUCCUAGUGUCCGACUUGAUUCCUUUGAUGAAGAUCUUGCACGCCCAAGUGGAGUACUGGCCCAAGAGCGAAAGCUGUCCCGUGAUCUAGUUCACAGCAACAAAAAGGAUCAGGAGUUCAAGUCUAUUUUUCAGCAUAUUCAGUCUGCACAGCCUCAGCGCAGCCCUUCUGAACUGUUUGCUCAGCAUAUUGUUACCAUCGUGCAUCAUGUAAAAGAGCACCAUUUUGGUCCAUCUACCAUGACACUGAGUGAACGUUUCACUAAAUACCUUAAAAGAGCAAAAGAUCAGGAAUCUUCGAAGAGCAAAAAGAGUCCUGAAAUUCACAGGAGAAUCGAUAUUUCUCCCAGUGCUUUUAGAAAACAUGGAUUUUUGCAUGAAGAAGCUAAGCACUCUAAGGAAUCAGGACACAAGGGAGACAGCAAAUAUAGAGAUGAGCCCUCAGAUCUACGGCAAGAUAUCGAACGACGUAAAAAACACAAGGACAAAGACUCCAAGCGUGAUCACUCCAGAGACUCAGGAGAUUCUAGGGAUUCAAGUCGCUCCAGGGAGAGGUCACCCGAAAAAACAGAAAAGUCCAGGAAAUCAUCUAAAAAGCAUAAGAAGCACAGGAAAGUGCGUGAGCGUUCUCGCUCUUCUUCUUCCUCCUCUCAUUCCUCUCAUUCUUUGCGAGCACCUGGAAAUGAGGAGUACCCUGCAGAGAGUGAGGAAAAAGAGGAGGGUUCUGGAAGCUUUGACAAGUCACGCUUGGCUAACAAAGACUUUCAAGGAACCAGUGAGAGAGGACGAGCCCGGGGAAACUUACAAUACCGAGCACGGGGAACAAGGCCAUGGGGCAGAGGUGCUUUUCCCGGGAACAACAAUAACAACAAUAAUGACUUCCAGAAACGCAACAGAGAUGAGGAAUGGGAUCCAGAGUACACACCUAAAAGCAAGAAAUAUUACCUGGUUCGGUGGUAAACAAAGAGGAAUGCAAAAUGUGGAGGUUGAGUUCUUCUACCAGGCGACCAUGCAUUUCAGUGACUGUCAGUAUCUACUCCCUCCCCGACCUGAUCCAUUCUCAUCUCUCUGCAGCACGACGACCGGGAAGGUGAGAACGAGGAGAAAUGGGUGAACCGUGGGAGAGGCCGUGCCAACUUCGCCCGUGGAAGGGGCAGAUUCUUGUUUCGUAAGCCAGGCACCAGCCCAAAAUGGGCCCAUGACAAGUUCAGUGGGGAGGAGGGAGAGAUAGAAGAAGAUGAGAGUGGAGCCGAAAACAAGGAUGAAAAGGGCAAUAUCAUGUCUACUGCAGAGUAGCCAGAUUUGCACUUCUAAGUUUUCAGAAAGAUAUCAGGACAUCAAUUUUUCCUCAAAGUACCGUGAUCUUGAUAGUUAAUGUCCUGUGCAGCAGCCAUUUUGUUUCAAUUAGGCAGAAGCUGCAUUUCAAAAAUCUGUUUUAUAUUUCCAUCCUGCCUUCCCUCUGAAUUUGUUGUCUCCUUUCCCUGUAUAGUAAGUCUCUAAUCUAAUGAUACCACCUUUCAUAUUAAGAGUUCCAGUUUUGUGUGCAACUUGCCACUACACCUGCCUGCAAACCAUUUGAUUUAAUAUUUCUGUUGGACUGUUAGAGUUAAUGUGCAGAGUUCCCCCUCAUCUUAAUUUUUGGUGUAUUUUCUUUUUUUUUAUCUGUACUUGUUUUAAGCUUAUGUAGUAAUGCUGGUUACUAUAUGUAAGGUAUGAUUUUAGAAAAACAAUUCCUGAAGCCUUAUAUCUUUCAUUGGGGAAGAAACGCUUUGAAAUAAAACGUUAUAUGGGCCUAUA
Xenopus tropicalis (tropical clawed frog) is the source of this 3671-nucleotide messenger RNA. RefSeq names its product thyroid hormone receptor associated protein 3 (gene thrap3). The coding region runs from base 285 to 2834 and encodes 849 amino acids. Lineage: Eukaryota; Metazoa; Chordata; Amphibia; Anura; Pipidae. The transcript is spliced from 13 exons. The record is from RefSeq and is a predicted model, not a curated record. Gene Ontology annotation, cellular component: nucleus.